AUGUCUCACCCAAUACACCAAGCUAAUGAAAACAGUCCUUUUGGAAACUUAACAAGAGAUGAGUUCUACAAAAAACACCAGAUUCUACACAAACAAAGUUUCAUGUUGAACAAGAGAAACAUGAAAAUAUUCACACAAAAAUGGGUACCGGAUUCCAUUGCACCCACGCGAUUGAGAGGAGUUGUUGCUAUGAUCCAUGGCUAUAAAACUGAGAGUACUUGGAUAUUUGAAUUAACUGCGGUAGCUAUUGCCAAGUUGGGGUUUAUAGUAUGUUCAUUGGAUAUUCAAGGUCAUGGUUACUCGGAAGGAUUGCAGGGUCAUAUUCCAAAAAUUCAACCUGUUAUAGAUGAUUGUACAAAAUAUUUCGACUACGUAAAAAGUGAAUAUCCAAAGUUACCGUCUUUUCUUUACGGAGAAUCGUUAGGAGGUGCAAUCGCUACGCUGAUUGUAUUAAAGCAGAAGGGGAGCUGGAAUGGGUUGGUUUUGAAUGGAGCAUUAUGUGGAAUUUCAAACAAGUUUAAACCUGUUUGGCCAGUAGAGCAUUUUCUUCCAUUGGCUGCUUUCUUAGCCCCUAACUGGAGAAUUGUGGUAUCGAAACCACUAAAGAGUAAAUCAUAUAAAGAAGAAUGGAAGAGAAACUUAGUUUCUAAUAAUCCUAAUCGCCGGAUUCAUGGUAAACCACCUGCAGCUACUGCACUUGAAUUUACUAGGAUUUGUGAAGUGGUUAGGAAGAGAAGUCACGAGCUUGAACUUCCAUUGCUAAUAGUUCAUGGUGAAGAUGAUUUAGUUAGUGAUUCAAACUCUGCUAAAAUGGUUUAUGAAUCAUCAAAGAGUACCGAUAAAACUCUUAAGAUAUUUCCUGGUAUGUGGCAUAUGUUGAUCGGAGAGCCGAAGGAGAAUGUCGAUUUAGUGUUUGAAACGAUUUUUUCGUGGCUGCAAGAUCGAGCUGAUAAAAUUGUUGCUAUUACUACAAAAACAGCAUCAACUGCUUAUUAAUGCAGAGAUCUGAAGUUUGUUAUUGUAUGAAAUAUGCAUUUUAA
Messenger RNA from Papaver somniferum (opium poppy), 1040 nucleotides. Its product is annotated as caffeoylshikimate esterase-like. Gene Ontology annotation, cellular component: membrane. Gene Ontology annotation, molecular function: lipase activity. Bases 1 to 996 code for a protein of 331 amino acids. Lineage: Eukaryota; Viridiplantae; Streptophyta; Magnoliopsida; Ranunculales; Papaveraceae. The transcript has a single exon. The record is from RefSeq and is a predicted model, not a curated record.